CGCCUCUGCACGAACAGCAAAUGCGCACGCGCAAUGACAUGAAUGGCCGCUGCACCUGACGGCCCACCAGGAAGUGUGGCGGACAAAUCCUCGGCCGUUAAUCCCCGCUCGGUACGGUGACCGGACAGUAGCAUGCGCAGCGGGCCGGAUCGCUCCCUCUGACCGUCGGAACCGUCUCCGCUCCGGACUCGGCCUCUGGAGUCGCGCCGCUGCGCAGUGAGUGCAUGCGGGCAGAGCGCGUGGGGCUGUGCGUGUCCCCCGUCCCCGCCUGUCGGGCUCCAGACCCGCUGCUGCUGAAGCUCCGUGAGGCUCCGUGAGGCUCCGUGAGGCUCCGGGCUCGUCCACCCUGACUGCAAUGGGAUGCUGCGGUAGCGCGGAGAGGACAAAGAGAGAAUGGAGACCGCUGGAGGACCGGAGCUGCACGGACCUGCCCUGGUUCCUGCUCUUCACCGUCUUCUGCGUCGGGAUGGGCAGCAUCUGCGGCUUCACCAUCGUCACCGGCGGCGCCGCUCGCCUCGUCUUCGGAUAUGACAGCUACGGAAACACCUGCGGUCAACGCAACGAGCAGAUCGAAGGCGUCAGGCUGAGCGGCCUCGACCACACCGACAGGAAGUUUGUCUUCUUCCUGGAUCCCUGCAACAUCGACAUCGUUCAGAGGAAGAUCAAAUCCAUGGCUCUGUGUGUGUCUCUGUGUCCCACCGAGGAGCUGAAGACCUACCAGGAUCUGAAGAGGUUCGCCAUGCUCAACGGUUCGGAGCUGUGUUCCUACGAGUUAGCAGGUCAUAAAUAUCCCGGACUACCCGAGAGGUUCUUGAAAUGUCCCAAACUUCCUGUUCCGCCCAGUAAGCCGCUGCCGGUGUUUAACCGCUGCACUCCGCUGGAUGUUUCCUGUUAUGCGAAGUUUGCGGAGGCCGUGGUGACGUUUGUCAGCGAUAACAGCGUCCUGCACCGACUGAUCGCCGGCGUCGCCGCCAGUAAAGAGAUCAUCAUCGGACUGUGUGUCCUCGCUCUGGUCCUCUCUAUGAUCCUCAUGGUGAUCAUUCGCUACAUCUCAGCCGUCCUCGUCUGGAUCCUCACCUCGCUGGUCGUCCUCGGAUCCCUCGCGGGGACCAGCGUCCUCUGGUGGCUCUACAUCGACCACCGGCUGUACGGGAACGACACCGCCACGAAGGUGACCAAGGAGGAGGCCAAGGAAGAGGUGGAGGUCAGCAGAGACGGCGGCCAGGCGCUGCUCGUCUACGCCGCAGCUGCCACCGUCUUCACCAUCAUCCUGCUGCUGUUGAUGCUGUUCAUGAGGAAGCGAGUCGCUCUGACCAUCGCUCUGUUCCACGUGGCGGGGAAGGUCUUCAUCCACCUGCCCCUGCUCACCCUGCAGCCCUUCGUCACCUUCCUCGCCCUCCUGCUCUUCUGGAUCUACUGGAUCCUGGUCCUGCUGUUCCUGGGCACCACAGGUAACCCGGUCCAGAACGAGGAGACGGGUCUGACGGAGUUCAGGCUGACGGGGCCUCUGCAGUACCUGACCUGGUACCACGCUGUGGGUCUGGUCUGGAUCACUGAGUUCAUCCUGGCCUGCCAGCAGAUGACUGUGGCCGGAGCCGUGGUCACUUACUACUUCACCAGGGACAAGAACCGGCUCCCAGUGACCCCGAUCCUGUCUUCAGUCCUGAGGCUGGUCAGGUAUCACCUGGGCACCGUCGCUAAGGGAUCCUUCAUCAUCACGCUGGUCAAGGUCCCCAGACUCGUCCUCAUGUACAUCCACAACCAGCUCAAAGGAAAGGAGAACGCGUGCGCUCGCUGUCUGCUGAAGACGUGUAUCUGCUGUCUGUGGUGUUUGGAGAAGUGCCUCAACUAUCUCAACCAGAAUGCAUAUGCAGCCACGGCCAUCAACAGCACCAGUUUCUGCACGUCUGCACGCGACGCCUUCGUGAUCCUGGUGGAGAACGCUCUGCGCGUCGCCACAAUCAACGCCGUCGGAGACUUUGUGCUCUUCCUGGGGAAGAUCCUGAUCGUGACGUCGACGGCGUUCGCCGGCGUCCUCCUCCUGAACUACCAGCGGGAUUACGCCGAGUGGCUGCUGCCUCUGAUCAUCGUGUGUCUCUUCUCCUUCCUGGUGGCUCACUGCUUCCUGUCCAUCUUUGAGAUCGUGGUGGACGUCCUCUUCCUCUGCUUCGCCAUCGACACCAAGUACAACGACGGCACUCCGGGGAAGGAGUUCUUCAUGGACAAAGCUCUGAUGGAGUUCGUGGAGAGCAGCCGGCGGUUAGAGCGUGCGGUGGAGCGUGGGCGGAGCCGGGUGAAGGAGGCGGUGUCGGAGGGGGCGGAGAUGAAGCCCAUGGUGAGUGACAGCGGAGGGGGCGUGGCCAGGCGGAAGAGCUCGUCGCAGGAUGUGGGGGCGGGGCUGUGGGAGGAGGAGUGGGAGGAGCUUCAGGAGUUCCAGGUGUACUACCUGCUGGUGGGGGUGCUGGUUGACUGGGUGCUGACGGAGCAGAGCGACCUCGUCCUUUGUCUCAGCGAGGACGUCGUCCUCUUCCUCUGCGUCUGCCUGCCCACCUCCACCCUCUUCCUCUUUGUCAGCCUGCUGCACACGCCAAGCCCCGCCCCCUCCAGAACCAAAUCAGCCGCCGUCACCGCCACGUGCUAACAGACACAUGCUAACUGAUGCAUGCUAACAGACAUGUGCUAACUGAUGCAUGUUGAUUGGAUGAACACUGAGGCAUGCUACCUUGACUCUUUCCCAUCAUCAUCAUCAUCACAGCUGCUUCGUCCUCGUCAUCGACUUUCUGCUGACGUGUCAGUUUGUGUUUUUUACUUUUGUAUCUUUUAUAUUUAAACAGUUUUCUUAACGUUUGUUUGUUUGUUGUUGUUGUUUGUUUUUCUGUCCGGCCUUAUUUUCUCACCGCGCUGCUUUACGGACUCGGCAACAUGAUUGGAUCAUUAAUCUGAAUGAGUCCAGACCACAGAGAGACGGUGUCCGCUGGGUCCUAGCUUCCUCUGAUAAUUCACUUCAGACCAAAUCUGAGAUAAGAAACAGCCUCCAGAGAAUAAAGUAUUCAGGGCUUCGGAUGCCCUCCGGCCUCGUGGUCCUUUUAGCUCCUUAAAACAAGCAAAGAACAAAGUUGUUUUCUUUGUCCAAAGUAAUAAAAUGAUUCAGAGAAAACAAAGAGCAACGUUUGGGAGAAUUAACAUAAUUUUCUGUCACAGUAAUGUUUUUUUUUUUCUUCUCUCAUUACUCAAAUUUAUCUUCCGACCCUCAAGUUUGGAAUCCGUCUCGUAGGGAAAUGAAAUGCAAAUCACGUCUAACAAUAAUAUUUAUUUUAUUUAAAUGUAUAAAUAAUAAAGAGGCUCUCAGCCACCAGACCUGCUGAAAAAGCCCAGAAUAAAAAUAACCACAGCACAAACACAAAUAUUCGUUAGAGCCCGACAGAUAAAUCGGCCGAUAUGAGCUAACUGCAGAUAAAUGGGUAUCAGUGUUUAUAACAGUCGAUAAAUGAAACUAAAAAGAGAGACGGAUCCUUCAGUCAAGCUCAGUCACCUCCUUCCAAGAGUGUUGCACAGUUUGUCCAUCAGGGGGCGCUCUGCAACAGAAUUACCAGCAAGGUAUUCAGGGCUCCAGUGUUCAGUUCAGGAGCAGAGUUUUCUGUGGGAGUUGGGAACUCCCUUUGGGCUUUUUCACUUUGCAAACCUCUUACAUGCAUAAAAAAGAUUUAACAUAAUAAAGCAGAGGGGAGAAGCCAGAAAGCAGAAGAUGACCUCGUUAAAAGAAAAGUUGAAGAAUAUCGGAAUUUAAAACCCUCAAAUGUGAAACUCUGUUUUGGUUUUAACGAGUUCCGUUUAUCAGAGAGGAAGCAACAAACCGUAAGAAGGCGUCAACGCUUCUCAGCUGUCAUCUAACGAAACACAUGUGAGUUCACGACGAGACGCGUCAGUUUCCUGCCGAAGCUUCAGACGGGCUCCUUCAGUCACUUCAGAUUCCCUCAGGUGGGCCCUCCAGGGCCCGUUAAAUCCUCUGCAGGAGGUCAGGGGCCCGUUUGUGACGAUGGGAAAUAAAAGUAUAAAGUAACUUAUUAAAUAUGAAAAACACCGUUUGGUGUGGUGGUGGACUCCGGCCCCGCUGACUGCUCUGACUACCCAUGAUGCUUCACUCUCACCUGCAUCUCACUCCUAACCCCCCCCCCCCGUCACCCUUCCCCAUUUGUUUGUUUGUUUGACCGCCGUGCAGCAGCGUGAAACCUUUAACCAUCUGCGCUCGUUUCCUGUUUCAGGCUCCGGGGACGAGUUCAGCUUGACCAAAAUCAGCCAAUGGGACUUCUUAAAGCAACAGAGACAUUCCAAAUGUUUAUUUUUACCAACGUGUAACAUGUUUACUAUGGUUUCACUCCAGGGAAAACAGUAUUUUAAUAAGAAACUGUACAAACGUAACAAUGUAAUGAAGCACUUUAUACUGAAGCGCUGCAGAUUUUAAACCGGCUGAUGCAUUCUUUCGUAGCGAUGUCCUUUUUUAUAAACAAACUCACGUCUGCGCUCACACGCCACUUCCUAACACCUCCAGCUGUUCUGGUUGAUUAUUAAUGACGAGCUGCGGGUCACACCUGGACGCCAUGUUGCAUCGGGAGCGCUGUCACAUCAUCGGAUGGGCGGAGUCAUCAGCCAUUAUGCUCCAGAUCUGGUGUCGGAGGCCGAGGGGUCAAAGGUCAGACUGCUGCAGCUUCUCUCCUGCUGGUCGGCUGAUCAGGUUUCGUCUGAAUGCGAGAGACUGACGGGACGCGGAUCGAUCGACGCACCGGAUCGAUUAGUGACCGCCAGCUUAAUAUCCAGCAGACGGUGACGCCUGCUUCGGCUUCGAGCGGCCGGCUACUGGCCCGCGGGCCGGGGGUUGGGAACCGCAGCAUUAAAACACACUUCACUUCCUGUUGAUCUACACAGCAGCUGUUCUACGAGUGUGGACACCUGACGCCUGACCUCAGAUCAGCUGUGUCAGGAGUUUUCAUGACCUCACAGACGCCCGCUUGCUCGCCACAACAACAAAACGUUUAUCCAGGUCACAACAUUUCAUAAAUUCUCAUCAUCGCCUCGCCGCUGUAGCUCCGUCGGACUCACCGUCACAUCGACGCAUCAGAACCAGCUGGUCUCUCUCAGAUGGUACGCCACCCGGGUACUCACGGUACAUUUUGCCGUACUUUUCAGUGUGAACACGCUUGUGCACUCCAAACAGUGAGUGUGAGUACAGAAAGACAGAAAUUCUUUUUAUGCCACGUUCCGUCAAAACCCGUCGCCUACGCCGCCCACAAUGCACCUCUGUGAUGUUGUGGCAAAAAUCACAAUCACGAUUAUUUAACAAUUACUGAUCAACGUAGGAAACGUGGUGAAUUUACUGAACUUCAUUUUUAGAAAUUAAAAACAGGACCAGAGCAGGUGAACUACUCGACGCCUCGGAAACCGCGGCGUUCUGUCUGGAGACGCAGAGACUCAAAUUAGAAAACUAUAAAUCCAGUAACACGUUAGCAGGCGGGGACACGUGGACGUUUUACCCGCACAGAGCAGGUGAACGACGCUCAGCUCACCUGCUUUAGCGCGAGGAGAGGAAAGGCGGCUCUAACAGGCAGUUUGGGCUUUUAGGGAAAGUGCUCUGGAUUUAUGACACAAGACUAAACGAGUGUGCAGCACAAUAAUCAUUUUUUAGAAUCAGACGUUUGGGAUUAGCAGCAGCAGCUCUCCUCGGUCUGACUCAGGUGACAUCAGGUGAGGACAUUUAUCGCACAGCCUCCUCUGAGACCCUGAAGGCGUCACAAGAGACUCGCUGAGGUGGAGAAUCAAUUUAAUGUACGUUAAAACGAAGAAGCGGAGCGACUUCCUUUCCAAACACUGACGGAUUAAAAGAUGUGAUCCGGCGCCUCCGCCCGGCCGGUCGCGGUACUGCGGCCCGAGGAGCUCCUUUAUUAAAGAGUUUCUGUCCCUCGGUUUCGUUACCUUUGAUGGCGUAAAAAGAAACCUUAAAACGUUCAGAUGAAGUGUAUAACGGAGCGGGAGGUCAGAACAGGUCGAGUGUGUUCUUGUGGGUUCCUGUUAGAAGACGAGCUGCCGUGUUUUGGACUAAAAAACUCUGGAUCUGUCAGUUCUGAUUAGUUUUCCUGGAAAGUUUCCUAGACAGAACCAGAAGCGAUCAGUUGGUGGACAAAAUAUUUAAAAUAGAUUUAUAUAAAUGAUUACUGGCUUUGAAAUGGAGCGUUUCUUUCAUGGAAGUUUCUCUGCUAAUUAAUUUACCCGACUGAACUAAACUUUAAAGUGUUCUCCCCCCGAUCGGCUCCGAACAACACGGCUCUUUCUUUCCAGGAAACCGUCCUGGAGGGUUUCUGUGAGAUCAUGAAAAUCCCUCUGCAGAUCUGAACAGGUCAGAGUUCAGCUGGACCCGUCAAGACUUGGUCAGAGUGUAAUCAGUAAUCCAAACGGAUCAGCUGGAUCCACACGAGCAUCUUCACCCGCAGCAGGUUUUACUCGCCCGUUCGAAGCUGCUGAUCUGAACAGAAACCAAACGUGUGGAGGUUAAACCUGGUUCUGGGGUCCUGGACCCGGCUGCACCAGAUGUUCUCACGUGAAGUGUUUUCUGAGUCCAAACCUGUGACGGACGGACGAGGAUUAUUGAUCAGCAGCUGGUGCUUGUGGACGCUUAAAACCACUUUCUGAUUGGACGCCGCCACAUGUUCUCAUGUCCGACCGGUGCGACCCGGUUCAGUCAGUCCUGGUCCUGGUGUCUAGUUUCACGGCCUUAAUGAUUUGGGUUUGUUUGUUUAACAUGUAAAUAGUUCUGUUCCUAAAUAAAGUUGUGUUCUAUCAGAGUGCUUCACAGUAACUAACCUGCAGCAGCACGCCGGCGCCGGCCGUCGUCAUAGAAACUAGCUUUCCUGUCCCUGGAGUAGGAAUCCGAUUGGUCGCCGAUGGCGGCCUGUUGAACGCCUCACGUUGCAGCGACGCCUGUUUCAGACUCCAUGUGGGCCGAGGUCAUGAACUGGUCCUCCACGCGGAGGCGGGGCGCCUGCAAGGUGAGGGUCAUGUGACCAACGAGGGGUCGCCAAGCUAGCGCGAUUUUAAAGUUUUAUGGAUGCAAAAGAGAAUCUUUCAGAACUUUGUCAGAGCAGGGCGGCUGACGUUUCCGUCACUAGCAAACAGGCUAGCAGAGCUACCAGGAACCUGCCUGUAGUCCGUCACAUGACCCGCAGCUCGCAGCGUGGUUCUGAAUGCUUUGUUGUGACGUGGAGUCGGUGACGGGCGUCGGCGUCGCGUCAGCUGAUCUGUGACGGAGACGACCCACAGUCAGAUUGGAACACUUCCUGUCCUGGAGUUGGGUCUCCUCCUCACCGUCUGAAACCGCCGCGGCUUGAAGUCAAAGCGCUGUUUCACAUUAAAAUCCACAGAAGAAGAAGGUGAGACGUGUGUGGGCGGAGCUUCCUGUGGAGGCGCCAGCUGAGUUCAGACCGUCAGCAAUAAAACAAACUGCGUCAUGUGACCACAUCAACAACAAGUCUUCCUGCUUCUGUUCCUCCAACACACCGUCUCACAUUUAACGUUCAGUCCAACACGAGCCGAUGGGCCGGCGAGAAAGGUCGCAGGGCCGCGAGGUCACACCCCGUGUGUUUCGGUCGAAAGCUCAGAGCAGAGCCAGUAAGUGGACCUUUGAGUGGUUUUGUCUCACAUAUUUGGGCGACGCAACCAGAACCAGCACUUCCUGGUGACUAACCGCAGCUUGUUGCCCUGCAGGCCGAGCUGAAUCCAAACGUCCAGAGGUCGCCGCCGCCGCCACGAGUCACCAGAAUCCUGGACUCAUUUAAAGCAGAUCCGCAGAUCAAAACCAGGCGGCCCGGUAACAUUAGAACAGCUGAGCUGUGUGUCAGCAGAGAUCCUGAACGUUGGACAGAAGCCCGGCGCCGUCCUGGACGCCAUAACCAUCAAACAGUUUGAAUUAUUUACACUGUUUCUGACGGUUUCACCGGGACGAAUUAAUAGGCUCAGAAUUAAACAAGUGAAAACACGAUCAGUGCAGCAGGAAGUCAGCCGCAGGAAGUCAGCCGCUGGAAGUGAGCGGGACGUUUGGAUUCAGCCUGGCGGUUUGAACAGCUGUGGAGUCGUCGCUCCUAAAGUUCAAACACCUGCCGGCGUGUCUCUGAUGACGAACGCUGUUUUAAAGUGCAGCUGUUGUGUUUGUGUGAUCAGAGGUCAGGCUGCGACUGUUCCCAUCAUCCUUCACUUCACACGAUAAACAGCUGAUCUGAGAGCAGUUUAAAGGAGCAGCUGAGUCGCAUUAAAAGACGUUAUUGUGAACACGCCGACUAAACGCACUGAACACAGAGUUCAGUCAGUUUGAAGAGGAUGUUUGGAGCUCAGAUAUUAACACACACGUUUAUUCAAACGUCCUGAAAAGAAACUUUAAUGUUGGAAACAUUUAAAUUCUGCUUCUCUCACAUUUAUAACAACGUUUAGUUUGGGUCAUGUGACCGCGGCGGCGGGCGGAUUGACCUGCUGACUGCAGGAACUGAAGCGUUUCAGACAAACGGCCGAACUGAUUAUUGAUGAACAGCUAGAGCUGGAAGCGACGACGCGGUUAAUAAUGUCCCAGAGUCCAAACGGACCGACCGAAAACCUGAACGUCUCCGUCUGGUUCUGAUUACAAGAGAAACUGAGAUUGGUUGAAAGAAAAGUUCCAUUAAACCAGGAAAUAUUCACGUGUCGGAAACUUAAAUAAUAAAAGUUGUCAGUAGACACGCGUUCACGCCGGCAGCUCGGUGACGUCGUUAGUUAGCUGCUGAGCUAACGGCUAACGUGCUAUCGAUUCACUGUUAAAACGUCACGUCGCGUGUUUUCGAUCGUCGUGGUUCGGCCGUUUUGUUCCUCGGCUUCCUUCCUCCAGAACAAGUUGCAUGUCCCCGUUCUUCUGCUCCGAAUAAUCUGCCGUCGGAGUCGCAGGACGGAAAACGUUUCCGUUCACACGUGACUCGUCUUCGCACGAGGGCCGGCAGCGUACGUAGAGACAAGUUCAGACUUUAGGCUGACACGUAAGUUUAACGUAACACUAGUGUGUAGGUGAGCAGUUGUUUGUAACAUUGAAGAACUUUUUAUUUUGUUCUGGGUUUUUUAUAUUUAUCAUUUCUUA
This is a messenger RNA of Micropterus salmoides (largemouth bass), 9142 nucleotides long. It is a transcript of the gene slc44a1b, whose product is annotated as solute carrier family 44 member 1b. Lineage: Eukaryota; Metazoa; Chordata; Actinopteri; Centrarchiformes; Centrarchidae. The record is from RefSeq and is a predicted model, not a curated record. Gene Ontology annotation, molecular function: transmembrane transporter activity. The transcript is spliced from 15 exons. Gene Ontology annotation, cellular component: membrane. Gene Ontology annotation, biological process: transmembrane transport. The coding region runs from base 356 to 2641 and encodes 761 amino acids.